GCGAGGCCCGGGCUGGAGCCGCUGCCCUUAGCGCGGCGGCCGGCGGGAGGCGGAGGAGCCGGGCGGGCACCGCGGGCAGCAGCCAGCGGUUACCGGUACCGGCGGCUACACUGGAGGCGGCCGCGCCGCACCGGGAGGGGCCGCUCCGACCGACCUCUCCUUCCCUCACCCCUCCGAUGUCCCGGGGUGCCGCCGGGUGCUGCGCCGUGAUUGGCUGAGGAGAGAGGGGAGCGCUGCGUCAGAGCGCUGGAGCUGACGCUGCGGGGUGCGCGGGCUUUGUCGGUGCUGAGCAGGGAGGAAGUCCAAGAUGAAGAACCAAGGUGGGGAGACCAAAGCCAGCCCACAGCCUGCUGGCACUUCCAAAAUGAGCAGCAGCCUGGUGCUGGAGGAGAGCGACUCGACGGAGGCUGCAGCACCCCUGGAAGCUCCUGCGGCGCAGGAGGACAGCGCCAGGUGCCCCCGGCCUGCCGUGCGCGACGUCUCCGAGGAGCUGAGCCGGCAGCUGGAGGACAUCCUCAACACCUACUGCGUGGAUGCCAGCCAGGAGGGCCCGGGCGAGGAGGGUGGGCAGAGCGAGCCCCCCGAGCCCGAGGAGGCCGAGAAGGGGCGCAGCGAAUCGCCCAGGAACGGCGAGCAGGAGCCGGGCGGCCCCGAGAUGAACGGCGAGAAGGAGAGCAGCAAAGGCGGCGAGGAGGGAGGGGAGCGGGACCAGAGGAGGGCGCAGGAGAAGAAGAAAGCCAAGGGCCUAGGCAAAGAAAUCACUUUGCUGAUGCAGACCCUGAACACCCUGAGCACGCCAGAGGAGAAACUAGCAGCGCUCUGCAAGAAAUACGCUGAGCUGCUGGAGGAGCACCGCAACUCGCAGAAGCAGAUGAAGAUCCUGCAGAAGAAGCAGGCCCAGCUGGUGCAGGAGAAGGAUCACCUGCAGAGCGAGCACAGCAAGGCCAUCCUGGCCCGCAGCAAGCUGGAGAGCCUCUGCCGGGAGCUCCAGAGGCACAACCGCACCCUCAAGGAGGAAGGCGUCCAGCGGGCGCGGGAGGAGGAGGAGAAGCGGAAGGAGGUCACCUCCCACUUCCAGGUGACACUGAAUGACAUCCAGCUGCAGAUGGAGCAGCACAACGAGAGGAACUCCAAGCUGCGGCAGGAGAACAUGGAGCUGGCAGAGAGGCUCAAGAAGCUGAUCGAGCAGUACGAGCUGCGGGAGGAGCACAUCGAUAAGGUGUUCAAACACAAGGACCUGCAGCAGCAGCUGGUGGAUGCCAAGCUCCAGCAGGCACAGGAGAUGCUGAAGGAGGCAGAGGAGAGGCACCAGCGGGAGAAGGACUUUCUGCUGAAGGAAGCUGUGGAGUCACAGAGGAUGUGUGAACUGAUGAAGCAGCAGGAGACUCAUCUCAAGCAGCAGCUGGCUCUCUACACAGAGAAGUUUGAAGAGUUCCAGAACACCCUUUCCAAAAGCAGUGAAGUGUUCACCACCUUUAAACAGGAGAUGGAGAAGAUGACUAAGAAGAUCAAGAAGCUGGAGAAGGAGACCACCAUGUACCGCUCCCGCUGGGAGAGCAGCAACAAGGCCCUCUUGGAAAUGGCUGAAGAGAAAACCCUUCGGGACAAGGAGCUGGAAGGGCUUCAGGUGAAGAUCCAACGCCUGGAGAAGCUGUGCCGAGCCCUGCAGACAGAGCGCAACGACCUCAACAAGAAGGUGCAGGACCUCUGUGCCCACACGCCCCGGGCGGACGCAGACCUCUUGGAGCCUUUGAAGGACCCAUCCCGGGAUGGGUCAGAGGUGGCAGCAGCAGCAGCAGCAGCAGCAGCAGCAGCAGGAGGUGCCACAGCAGAGCAGCAGCUGGCUGAGGAUUGUCUCCCCCUUGGAAAGCCCCCACACAGCAUGGAUCCUGCGGAGAGCCUGGGAGAACUGAGCAUAGGAACCUUGGGGCAGAGCGGGACUGAGGCUCAGGGAGCUGCCUGAGCCCCGCGGCAGGCAGAGGUAGGGCCGAGGGAGGGUGACCUGAAUGUUUUUGGAGACUCCAUCUGAUGCCCCUCUCCUCGUGCUUGGACAGGCAGGAGGGGACAGCUCUGCUGGGGGGGGUUGAGAUUGCCUAGCUUAGGUUGCCAGAGGGUUUUUCCCCUGUUCAGUCUGUGUGUGUCUGUCUGAUAUGUAUGUAGAGGACACCUGCGGCGUGUGCAGGGCAGCCUGGGCACAGGUGGAAACCAGCUGCCAGCCUGUGCCCCAAGGACUGACCCCUGGAGCCUCACCAGCCACCCUCGGCACCAAGGGACCUUGUCAGCGGCAGGCUGCGGCUCCCCCAGGCCCCAGCACGGCUCGGGGCGAGCUGGCGCCGCCCCCGCAGCGAUGUGCUCGAUGUGCUCGCAGCCAGGGCGGGCCAAAUGCAGCCGGGCAGGGAGGAAACAGGAGCCCUGCCCGGCGCUGGCUUGUGCCACUCAGCUCUGUGCCAGGCAGGAGGUUGCUCCCAGGUUUGCUUGCGUUUAGCUCCUGCCCUGGCUGGCAGCUCUGAAAAGCAAGGGGAGGGGGUGAGGAGAGAGGCUGCUUCCCCUCCUCCGUGGGUUGUGUGUGUGUUGAGUGGGGACGAAGCAGCAGCAGAGCAGCUGGGGGCGCCCAGCUCAGCCCUUUGCUCUCCCAGCCCCUGCCCGUGUCUCUCUCUAGCCUUACGAUUCACAGUUGCCUCUUUGCUAUACGCACAUGUGCACAACUAUUAAACACUUAACCCAAAGCUCUCCUGCCACCGUGUUUUGCACAAGCCUGGCAUCAGUUGUGCAAGGGCAUGGGGAGGUUCCACCCGAGCUGCUCUGCCCUCCCCCACCCGUGAGCCUCCAUGCCGAGGGGGCAGGCUUGGAGGAGUCUGUGGAGUUGGAGCUCCAGGAGGAGAAAACCUGCAUCUGCUCCAGGACCUGCUGGGCCCCAGCUCAAGGCUGGUGCUGUGGGCUGGUCCCUUCUGCAGCACCAGCCCCCUGCCACCUCUCCAGUCUGGCUCUCCUUUCUCUCUCUGCCGUCUCAGAAGAGCAUCUCCCAGGGGCCACAGUGUCUGGGAAGGUCCCUGGCACUGUACCUGCAGGGCAAAGUUGUGCUGGGAGGUGUUUAUGGAGAGGCCAGGGCCUGCUGGCACAGGGCUUGGAGGAGUUCUCCUUAGUUCCUCAGGAGUUCCUCAAGACUUUCUCUUCUCGCUGUUCUUUUGGGAGACCUCUGCUUGCUUGGAAACCUCCUUGCUGCAGCCUCUCUUUACAGCAGCAUUGCCUUCCUUUCACCUCACGCUGGCCAGGGCCUUCCUCCCAAUGGAUGUGUUCAGCAGGACCCUUCUGGUUGCUCUUCCAGCAGCACAGCAGCUCUGGCAUCUUCUCCCCACCACUGCGUCCCCUCACAAAGGACCUCCUCGGUCACUGCCUCCACAUUGCCCUUCCCUCCACAGGGGCUCCAGCACGUUCAGCUCCAAGGAAGGUGGCUGCAGCCCCAGGGCUGGGGUCCAGUGAGUCUGCAGCAACAACAUCCACUGGGACUAUGUUGCCUGGAGCUGGGCUUGGCUUUUUCUCCUGUCCCCUCACUGUCAGCGUUGCCUUCUCCAGCACAGGGACACAUCUGCCUGGCUUGCUUGAGGGCUGCUGCUGCAGUGUAGCCCUGGCAUGAUGGCACUGCCCUGUUCCAGCAAGCAGGCUGAGGGAGGGCUGGGGCUGGGCACUGGACUUCUCUUCCUGCUCUUUCAGACUCUUGGAAAGUCACCGAGCUCCUUUUUAUUCCCUUCCUUCUCCCUGUCCUGGUACAGAUAAUAACUUCUGUGGGGCCUGUUCUGUGUAUCCUGGCACCAAAUAGAAACUGACCCAACCUGG
Molecule: messenger RNA, 3834 nt
Organism: Pogoniulus pusillus (Red-fronted tinkerbird)
Lineage: Eukaryota; Metazoa; Chordata; Aves; Piciformes; Lybiidae
Gene: TXLNA
Product: taxilin alpha
Exons: 11
Coding region: 308-1963 (551 amino acids)
Molecular function (GO): syntaxin binding
Source: RefSeq, a predicted model, not a curated record